Molecule: messenger RNA, 7396 nt
Organism: Perca flavescens (yellow perch)
Lineage: Eukaryota; Metazoa; Chordata; Actinopteri; Perciformes; Percidae
Gene: nrcama
Product: neuronal cell adhesion molecule a
Exons: 30
Coding region: 298-4089 (1263 amino acids)
Biological process (GO): cell-cell adhesion; brain development; axon guidance
Cellular component (GO): plasma membrane; axon
Molecular function (GO): cell-cell adhesion mediator activity
Source: RefSeq, a predicted model, not a curated record
UGUGGACCACAGCUUGCUGCUGCAGCGGCCGAGGGGGGACGGACUAACACUGGCCGGGCACAGUCCCUCAGACACACACACACACCUCAUCAAUUUCUACAGCAUCAACACACACUCACUGCCGGGGGGAAGGAAUCAGGAGCCGGGUUGCUUCAGACGGUUUGAACCACUUCCAGAAGACAGACAGCGGCUGAGAUUAAAUCCUCACAGUGUGGAUUCAGACUUUGUCACUCCGUUGACUGCCCUGAUUGUGUCGUUGAAUCUGGACAGAAGGUUUUCAUCGUGACACAACUGACCAUGGACAGGAACAGGAAGUGGGUGCCAGGCUUUGCAGCCGUGCUAUUGACACUCUUGAGUCACACAACCUCAGCGCUGGAAGUGCCUCUUGAUCCUAAAGUACUGGAAGGAUUGCCCCAACCCCCCACUAUAACGCUACAGUCCCCAAAGGAUUACAUCUUUGAUCCGCGGGAGAACAUUGUCAUCCACUGCGAGGCCAAGGGGAAGCCUCAUCCCAGCUUUUCAUGGACAAGAAACGGGACCCACUUUGAUGUAGAGAAAGACUCCAAAGUGUUGAUGAAGCCUGGUUCAGGAACUCUGGUCAUUGACAUCAGCGGGGAAAAGGCUGAGGCCUAUGAGGGAACAUACCAGUGUACGGCACACAACGAGCACGGCACCGCUGUAUCCAACAACAUUGUCAUCAGACAGUCCAGGUCCCCCUUGUGGUCGAAGGAGAGAAACGAGGCCAUUGUGGUGCAGAUGGGGGUCUCCCUAGUGCUGCAGUGCCGACCCCCUGCAGGGCUGCCCCCUCCUGUCAUCUUCUGGAUGGAUAACAACUUCCAGAGGCUUCCGCUGGAUAAACGAGUGUCCCAGGCUCUUAAUGGAGAUUUGUACUUUUCCAACGUUCUGCCAGAAGACACCAGGAAUGACUACAUCUGCUAUGCUCGCUUCCCUCACACACAAACCAUCCAGCAGAAACAGCCCAUCUCAGUCACCGUGCUGGACAACAGCCCAGAUGGGGAGCGUCGCCCCAGUUUCAUGACGCCUCUGGGCAUCACCAGCACCAAGAUGGUUCUGAGAGGGGAGACUCUGGAGCUGGAAUGCAUUGCUGACGGCUUGCCCACUCCAGAGAUCUCCUGGCAGAAGGAUGGAGGAGGAGAGCUGCAGAGCAGCAGGAUGUCCUUUUAUAACUUCAAGAAAACGCUCAAGGUUUCUGACGUGAAUGAAGCUGAUGCUGGGGACUACCGCUGUACAGCCACAAACAAGCUGGGCACUGCACAACACAUCAUCAAGGUCGCUGUUAAAGCGGCUCCUUUCUGGGUCAGCGCUCCCAGGAACCUGAUCCUCGCCCCGAAUGAGACCGGCAUCCUGACUUGUCGAGUCAACGGAGAACCCAAACCCAAGAUUACCUGGUUUGUCAAUGGAGUCCCCAUAGAGAAUGCACCCGAGGACCACAGUCGGAAGGUGGAUGAUGACACCGUGAUUCUUAGCUAUGUGCAAACUGGGUCCAGUGCUGUCUACCAGUGUAAUGCAUCCAAUGAAUUUGGUUACCUUUUGGCAAACGCUUUUGUCAACGUACUUGCCGAGGCACCAAGGGUGCUUACUCCACCCAACCGAGUGUACCAGGUCAUCACCAACAACCCUGCGUUACUUCACUGUGCCUCCUUUGGCUCACCAAUACCAACCAUUACAUGGUUCAAAGACAGCCAGACCAGUGUUAAGAAUGGUGACCCUUAUGUAAUACAUGAGAAUGGUACAUUGGAGAUCCAUGUGGCCCAGCCACUACACAGUGGGAAGUACACCUGCAUUGCCUCCAACAACCUGGGGAUCAAGGAGAACCAUGUCUACCUGGAGGUUAAAGAGCCUACCCGUAUCCUAAAGCAGCCAGAGUACAAGGAUGUGCAGAGAGGAAUGAGCGCUGUGUUCGUGUGUAAAGUCAAACAUGACCCAUCCCUCAUUCCCACUGUGAUCUGGCUCAAAGACAAUGGAGAGCUGCCUGAUGAUGAGAGGUUUGAUGUGGACAUGGACAGUUUGACAAUCAGAGAUGUGACAGAUGAAGAUGAGGGCACCUACACCUGCAUCCAGAACACCACCCUGGACCAGGACUCAGCCAGUGCUAUGCUGACUGUCGUAGGGAACCCUGACCCUCCGACGGACCUGGAACUGACUGACCAGACAGAGAGGAGCGUUCAGCUCACCUGGACCCCCGGAGAUGAGCACAACAGUCCCACACAGAAGUUUCUGAUCCAAUAUGAGGAUCUGCUCCACCAGCCAGGAGUUUGGGUCAACCUGACGGAUGCUCCUGGUACUAGCACCACGGUGCAGUUAAGCCUCUCUCCUUACGUCUACUACUCCUUCAGAGUCCUGGCUCUGAAUGGCGUUGGCUACAGCCAGCCUAGCCAGCCGUCAAGCCAAUACAGGACCAACCCUUCAGCUCCUGAUGAAAAUCCAUCAGAUGUUCAGGGAGUAGGAACAAAGCCUGGCAACUUGGUCAUAUCCUGGACACCGCUGACAGGAUUUCUGGCUAAUGGGCCCGGUCUGGAGUACAAAGUGCAAUGGAGACAAAAGGACGUGGAUGAGGAUUGGUCCUCAAAGACUGUGGCCAACGUUUCCCAGUUUGUUGUCUCUGGAACUCCAACAUAUGUGCCCUACGAGAUCAAGGUUCAAGCUUUGAACGAUUAUGGCAGCGGCCCAGAGCCUGAAGUAGUGAUUGGAUACUCUGGAGAAGACUUGCCUUUGUCUGCUCCUGAUAGUGUGCAGGUCAUGGUUCACAACAGCACACUCGCGGAAGUACACUGGGAGCCUGUUUCUUUCCAAUCAGUUAGAGGAAAACUACAGGGAUACAAGGUAUACUUCCGACGCAUUCGUGGCUUGCAUGAGACAGAGGAGGACACAGAGCAGCAGGAGCAGGUUUUGACGUUCAGUGGGAAUCGUAGCGAGGGACGUCUGCCAGGCCUCCAGCCUUACAGCCUCUACAACCUCACCAUCAGGGUCCUUAAUAUCAAAGGAGAAGGGCCUCCUAGCCCCAGCAAGAAAUUUGAGACACCUGAGGGAGUCCCAGGGCCUCCUUCUUUUCUGAAUGUCGUAAACCCUGGUUUGGACUCUCUCACUCUGGAAUGGGGCCCACCAAUGAACAACAAUGGACGCCUCGCUGGAUACACACUAAAAUACCAACCAGUCAACAACACCAAUGAACUGGGGCCUGUCAAGGUAAUCAACUUCCUUGCCAACGAGACCACCAUUACCCUGAGCAACCUGAACUCUAGCAUGCUCUACAAGUUUUACAUGAGUGCAAAGACAAUAAAGGGCUCUGGCCCCAUCAUCACAGAGGAAGCCUUCACAGCCAUGGACACAAUGCCGCCUGUAGGCCCUGCGUUUGGCAAAGUUAACACGUCCAUGUUGGAGGACGGUGCAGUGAUCAGUUGGGAUUACUUUGGACAUCAUAAGAAUGUAUAUGUGGAAUAUGUUGUAGAAAACAGUAAAGAGGACUGGAAAAAGGAGUUGGUAAACGGUUCACACUGGCAUAUGAUAAAAGGUUUAAAGCCGGGGACAUCCUAUAAGGUGCGAGUGGUAGCUAGAGACCCAGCUGACCCGACGGUUCACAGCACAGACGAGGUGUUGGUUGCAGUGCCAGCUGUACCCAGUCGGCAGGUAGACAUUGCCACCCAGGGCUGGUUUAUUGGACUGAUGUGUGCCAUCGCUCUCCUCAUCUUGGUCCUUCUCAUAGUGUGCUUCAUCAAGAGGAACAAGGGUGGCAAAUACCCAGUGAAAGAGAAAGAAGAUGCUCACCAAGACCCAGAGAUCCAGCCUAUGAAGGAGGAUGAUGGUACAUUUGGAGAGUACAGGUCUAUGGAAAGUGACACAGAGGACCACAAGCCGCUGAAGGGCAGCCGGACACCAUCCAACGGGACGGUGCGCCGCGACGAGAGCGACGACAGCCUGGUGGACUACGGGGAGGGCGGGGACGGACAGUUCAAUGAGGACGGCUCCUUCAUCGGCCAGUACAGCGGCAAGAAAGAGAAAGACACGCACGAAGGCAACGAGAGUUCGGAGGCCCCGUCGCCUGUCAACGCCAUGAACUCGUUUGUCUAACGGAGGGCCCGUGGCAUGGCUGCGACGGUUUGCUGCGGCCACUCCUUGUCACCCUGGCAAAUGUGACCAUAUCUGUGGUGACAGUUGCUAAGGUGACAGUUGCUCGUGGACACCUAGUUUUACCAUGGUGGCUGUCACUCCGGUGGCCCCUCGCCAUGGCUACCUGUCACCAAGAGACUGCUGACACGCCCUCAUCUCCACAUCGCCAGCCCCUGUCACACUGUGACCUCCUCUGAUCUACACACACACACACGACAUGGCAAAGACCGACAUCCGCAUCCCCCAUAACCAAUGAAAGAAGGUGUGAAAGGAGGGAUGUGAGGACUCCGAGAAGAGGGAAGGAAAGAGGAAGCAAUAUAGAAAAGCAGAAGGAAUGUACUAGGGAGUUUUACCACUUAGACUGAGCAGAAGUGUGUGUGUUAGUGCCAUUUCAUCUCCUUUGCAAACAUUCAUAAACAUGAUGUAUCCAAAUAAUCCAAAUAUAUAUUUUAUCAAAGUACGGUACAUGACCCGCAGGCAGACAAAUAUGCAUUGAAUCACGUUAAUCACAUGCAUGGAGUAAAUUAUGAUUCUAUUCAGCAUUUUAUCACCCUCGUGUUGCAGAGGUGAGCUGUGGUUGAGGCUGUAUAUGGUGCACGACUGGGUAUUCCUCUUGUUUGUUGCCAGUCAAAGUGUUAAAUGGCGUAUGUUAUAUAGAGGAAACAAGUCCUGCAGGGUCUUUGUGGAUACUGCUGUGAAAUGUGUGGCUCAAAGUAGAGGCUAGCAUAUGUCUUGUUGAGACAGAUGAACUGUGUAUGUAAAAGAAUAAGAAGAAAGCUGUAUUUUAAGGCCAGGGUUGUCCAUUUGUAGUUAUUGGAAACCUUGGAAACACUUUGAACUCAGCGUUCGGUCACCAACCAGCCAACCAAAAGUCCCACAUUUAUAUCAAUCGACCUGUUUUUAGCCUCACGGUUUGUCAAGCUUGUUCUUUGCUUGUAUUUUUUUUUAUUUUUUUUUAUUUUUUUGCUCUGUUACUUUACACCAAGCUUAUGCUUCAGGCUACUGAGCACUAACUGAACACAGCUGUGAUUGAUCCACUGUCAUUGUCAAGUGCUUCCACCCCCCUGAAUCGUGGCCACUGUGCACGCCUUUCCUUUAGGUAAUCGUGGUAUUGUCAAAGCUACCCCAACAUUGUCUCCAAUAGCAUUUCCACCUAUGUAAUGUCAGAAAAAAAGAGAAAAAUAAUGCAGUUACAUACAAAAGAUGCACCUGAACAGGGUUAAGUGGUACCCACUUUUAGUUUCUGGAUGUUUAGAUUUUGAUGAUCAAGAACCUCUCAGCACGGUUUCUAGUGCCUUCGUAGAGAACAGUGACUUAGAUCCAUAGAGUUACAUCCCUCUUCAUACACAGGACAGACCUGGGAUCAGUGCAGUUCUUAAGAGUCCAUGAGUUCUUCGCAUACAGACUACCACCCCAUAUUACUCAAUAGACAACUUGGAAAAAUAAGCUCUGUUUUAGUAUGUGGUCCUAAGGGCGUGUUCAAACUAGGGCCUUUUAGUUUGAGCUCUAUAUUGUCACCAAGUCUUUUAAAACAGUUUGUGAAACAUCCAUGUGGGCUUAUUAACUUAAAAUACCCUCUUUGAGUCUCACUUUAGGGUCCAAGGUUCCUACACAGGACUGAAAGCUAUUUUAAAAAAAAUGACAUGGCAUUAGUUGCGAGGAAUAAUUUUCAGCUAUAGAUUGUUAUGGCCUUGUUGACAAUCAUCCACCCAAUAAUUAUCAGCCCAUAUGGUAUGCAAACAGACAGUCAAAUCAUACCCUCUAUCUAAGAAUGAAAGGAAAUGUGUGGAAUAUUCAAAUGUGUAGGAAACCUGAGUUCAGAGCAUUUACACCUCAUGAACUGUCUUCGUGUAUUCAUUUCAAACAUUCUCCUCAGAACACAUUCAUCUUGAGGAGGAGCUGCUGCUCCAGCAGCACUUAUUUACUGCCAACCUACUCACCAGGUAACUGCCUACAGCAACCAGACUCACCAUCUGGCACAGACUACUAUUCGAACGGGACUUUCUGUCACUGGUAGCACUUAGAAAUAAAGGGGUCGGAAAAAUUGCGUAAUGAUACUGAAUGUGGAAGCAAGUGUAUCUGUUUAUGUGGAUGAAAAUAUUGCUUGUUUCACUGCAAAUGGUAAAACACACUGGUGACUUUGGUUUAUGCAUUUAACCUUAUAUCUGUGUAUGUUGUCACGUUCUGAGGGCAGCACUCAGUGAGUUUUCUAUUCCUGUAAAUGAAUGACGUGUGUGUGUGUGUGUGUGUGUGUGUGUGUGUGUGUGUGUGUGUGUGUGUGUGUGUGUGUGUGUGUGUGUGUGUGUGUGUGUGUGUGGCACAUGCAUGCUACUGUGUUACAGCGUGCGUGAUGUAUAAUAUCGCUUUUCCAUGGAUAACAGUCUAUAAUUCUGAUGUCUCUGAGAUACAAGAUCUUUUUCUUUCUUCCAGAGAACAUUUCCACGUCUUAGGUUUAUCAUAACUUGCAUCAAGUUUUGAGGUUGCAAUGUGUCAGCUUUCCACGUGUAGAUAUUUUUGUUGUACUUUGUAAAUAACGGCUUGACUUGAGAGCAGACGCGUUGAGGUCAGGGGUGAGGGCUCGACCACAAUCAGCCCCGCUGCAUUAUGGGUCGGAGGGCGUUGUGUGAGAUGAGACUAUUUACAGUUUUCACUCUUUCAUUUGCUGUGAAAUUUCUUUUAUUUCUUUCAUUUUUUUUUUUUUUUUACUUGUCAGGUGAAUUUGCUAGCUCAAAUGUUUAGCCUAUCAGGUAUCAAAGGAGAUUAUUUAACUUGUGACAGAGCUCUUGUGACACCUGUAUUGUUUCUGUCUCUGACAGUUCAUGCACCUUUUUCUGUAUUUUUUAUAAAAAGGCACACACUUAAACAGGAUGUGUAAUUUAAAACACAUCUGUGCAUCUAGUUUACGACAGCAUCUGGUAUCUGAAGGCAGCAUGUUGUACCAAACUAGACAUCAGGUGAAACUGACAUGCUUUUAAGAGUGUGCACCUAAAAAAAACAACUAAAAAAGAAAAACUGUAUUUUGGAGCAUACAGAAGGAUGGCCGGCAUGGACCGAUAAACGGACUGGCACAUUGGAGUGUGAAUACCCUGAAAACAAUGUAGUGACUGGUGAACAUACAGUAAGAUAUACAGUAUAUGAUAUGAUAUGACAUUCUGGUUAAUGUUGAAGCUACAUGAGAAGCAUGAAAGGCUGUCGAAAUGGUUUACUCUACAAUAUAAUAUUGGAAAAUAUUUUGUAUUUGAAAUGAAGUUUAAAAAAUAUGAAAUAA